Agelaius phoeniceus (red-winged blackbird) is the source of this 2657-nucleotide messenger RNA. RefSeq names its product prostaglandin-endoperoxide synthase 1 (gene PTGS1). The record is from RefSeq and is a predicted model, not a curated record. Lineage: Eukaryota; Metazoa; Chordata; Aves; Passeriformes; Icteridae. Gene Ontology annotation, biological process: response to oxidative stress; cyclooxygenase pathway. Gene Ontology annotation, molecular function: peroxidase activity; oxidoreductase activity, acting on single donors with incorporation of molecular oxygen, incorporation of two atoms of oxygen; prostaglandin-endoperoxide synthase activity. Gene Ontology annotation, cellular component: neuron projection; cytoplasm.
AUGGGCGGUGGGUGCCGGGCCCGGGCCCCGCCGGCCGCGGGGCUUCGGCUGCUGCUCGCCCACGCCGUGCUGCUCUGCGCCGCCGGGAGCGCCGCCGGCACCGGCUCCGUGAAUCCCUGUUGCUAUUUCCCCUGCCAGAACCAAGGGGUGUGUGUGAGGGUCGGCCUGAGAGGAUACGAGUGCGACUGCACCCGGACCGGGUACUACGGGGCCAACUGCAGCUCCCCUGAGUUCUGGACACGUCUCCACAACCUGCUGAAGCCCAGUCCUGCCUUCUACCACUUCAUCCUGACCCACUUCAAGUGGUUUUGGGACAUUAUCAACAGCACCUUCAUCAGGGACACGCUCAUGAGGCUCGUGCUGACAGUUCGUGCCAAUCUCAUCCCCAGCCCCCCCACUUUCAACUCUGACUAUGGCUACAUCAGCUGGGAGGCCUAUGCCAAUGUCAGCUACUACACCCGCGUCCUGCCGCCCGUGCCGGACGACUGCCCCACGCCCAUGGGCACCAAAGGGAAGCUGCAGCUCCCUGACCCCCAGCUCCUGGCAGAGAGGUUCCUGCUGCGGCACAAGUUUGAGGCUGAUCCCCGAGGCACCAACAUGAUGUUUGCCUUCUUUGCCCAGCAUUUCACCCACCAGUUCUUCAAGACAUCUGGGAAGAUGGGACGUGGCUUCACCAAGGCUCUGGGACAUGGGGUGGACCUGGGGCAUUUGUACGGGGACAACCUGCAGCGGCAGCACCAGCUGCGACUCUUCCGAGAUGGGAAGCUGAAAUUCCAGGUGGUGGAUGGCGAGGUGUACCCGCCCACGGUCAGCGAGGCCCCGGUGCACAUGGUGUACCCGUCGGGCGUGCCCCGGGAGCGGCAGCUGGCGGUGGGGCAGGAGGUGUUCGGGCUGCUGCCGGGGCUCUGCGUGUACGCCACGCUCUGGCUGCGAGAGCACAACCGCGUCUGCGACCUGCUCAAGCGGGACCACCCCACCUGGAGCGACGAGCAGCUCUUCCAGACGGCGCGGCUCAUCCUCAUCGGGGAGACCAUUAAGAUCGUUGUUGAGGACUACGUGCAGCACCUCAGUGGGUACUACCUGAGCCUCAAGUUCGACCCCGAGCUGUUGUUUGGGUCCCAGUUCCAGUACCGGAAUCGCAUCGCCGUGGAGUUCAACCAGCUCUAUCACUGGCACGGGCUGAUGCCUGACUCCUUCAUCAUCCAGGGACAAGAGUACAGCUACAAGCAGUUCCUCUACAACACCUCCAUGCUCAUGGACUACGGCGUGGAGGCGCUGGUGGAGUCCUUUUCCAAGCAGGUUGCAGGAAGGAUCGGUGGGGGACAGACCAUCAAUGCCAAUGUCCUGCACGUGGCCGUUGGGGUCAUCAAGGAGUCCCGGCAGCUGAGGCUGCAGCCCUUCAACGAGUACCGGAAAAGGUUUGGCAUGAAGCCCUACAGGUCCUUCCAGGAGCUGACAGGAGAGGAAGAGAAGGCAGCAGAGCUGGAAGAGCUGUAUGGAGAUAUUGAUGCUCUGGAGUUUUACCCAGGCUUGCUGCUGGAGAAACCCCAACCCAAUGGCAUUUUUGGGGAAAGCAUGGUGGAGAUCGGAGCUCCAUUUUCCCUGAAGGGGCUUUUUGGAAACCCCAUCUGCUCCCCAGAGUACUGGAAACCCAGUACAUUUGGUGGAACAACUGGCUUUGAGAUCGUGAAGACGGCAUCCCUGGAGAAGCUCGUGUGCCUCAAUGUGAAGAAGUGCCCGUACGUGGCGUUCCACGUGCCUGACGCUGCAGAGCACGGCGGCCCUCGGGCUGCUGGAUCCUCUACAGAGCUCUAGCAGGGCUGACCUGCCCAGCGAAUGGUGGGCAUGCAGGAACCUGCUGCCCCUGUGCCUGCCCAGCACACGUGCACAGCUGGGAGAAGGAACCAAAGCAGUCUCUCCUGGAGGAGACCAGAGAGAAGCAUGAGGUCAGAUCUCCAGACCUCCUGUGUCGUGCUGGCUUGGACCCUGGCACGUGCCACUGGCUGCCAACCCGGGGCUGCUCCGAGCAAGAUGCUACCUCUGUGCACACAAAGGGAUGGAGUCUCUUCCAUCCCAAAAUCAUCACCCUUCUCUGCACUAACAGCUCAGCAAACACAUCCUCACAGCACACAGAGCCUGCUUCUGUCCUCCUCCCCAAACAGAGCUCAGCCCUUGCCCAGCCCAGCCACGUGGUAGCUGGCAACCAUUGUCACUGGCCUUGAUCCCCAUCAGAUCCUGGUUAAGCUCCAGGAAAAAGGAAAUUUAAAAUAAUAAAUGAUUAAAAAAACUCCUCUAUUUGUGGCUGUGCCCACCAGCACUGUGCUGGGCCAUUGCUGACUGCACCUGAAGCAAUAAAUGGAGCAACUUCUCCCUUAGAAGCUUCCAUGGGGGUCCCUGAGUGUCCUGAGGCAGUUUGAACUUUGCUCCCCUCUGGCCACCUCCCAGCCCUGUGCUGCUCAAAUGCCACAAUUCAGUGUUUGGACACUGCUCUCAGGCACAGGGUGGGAUUGUUGGGGUUGUCCUGGGCAGGGCCAGGGGUUGGACUGUGAUAAUGUUUUGGGUCCCUUCCACAAUUCAGGAUAUUCUGUACUUCCAUGGUGACACUGCUUAGACCACCAUUGUGUAUUUCUCUCACAUAAAAACUAUCCACACACCAA